This is a messenger RNA of Phytophthora nicotianae INRA-310, 201 nucleotides long. RefSeq lists its product as hypothetical. The transcript has 3 exons. The record is from RefSeq and is a predicted model, not a curated record. The coding region runs from base 1 to 201 and encodes 66 amino acids. NCBI's taxonomy places the organism in Eukaryota, Oomycota, Peronosporomycetes, Peronosporales, Peronosporaceae.
AUGGGCGCGCUGAACCCGAAGCUUGCCCGAACUCAAGGCAUCUUGUCGCAGCACACGACUCCUACACCUCGUUUCAAAACGGUGUCGCUGAGCGAAGUAUUCGCACAGAAGCUUGCCCGAACUCAAGGCAUCUUGUCGCAGCACACGACUCCUACACCUCGUUUCAAAACGGUGUCGCUGAGCGAAGUAUUCGCACAGUAA